UAAACACCGCCUGCGCGCAUUGCCACAUUUGGCGUCCGUCACGCGCUGUCGCCGUCGCUUGCCUCCUCCGCCGCCGCCUGCUGCUGCUGCGGCUGCUGCGGCUGCUGCUUUGUCCCCGCUGCCGGGUCGCCUGCCGGCUACCAUGUGGGGCUCGCCGCUGCUGCUGCCGCCGCCGCAGCUGCUGCUGAGCCUCUCGGCCAUCCUUCAUUUGGCCUCGGGGUCACAGAGGAGGCCGCCUCACACGGCUGACGACGAUGUCCGCUCAGACGUGAGGAUGGAGCUGCGUCUGGGAGUGAACCGCGUGGAGCGACUCUCCACCAACGAGACGCUGGUGCUGUCUGUGGAGGCGCUGCCCAACUCGGCGAGCUUCGUCACCUUCCAGGCACACGAGCGGGGCGACGGCGCCGUUACCGUCGCCUUCUCCAGGGCCCUCGGGAGAGGAAAUCGUACACUGGCACGGACGCAGGGCUGCUGUUUCCACUUCAUCCCAGGGACAGCCGACUGCUGUGGUACAUGUACACGGGGACCCAAGCCAACGCUACAGCCAGCCUUCUGGCACUGGCCUAUUCAGCCAGUGACCCUGUGCCGGGCGGCUGUAACCUGGAGUACGACAUGGAGGUGGACCUCAACCUCCGUCUGAGCUACAACCUCUACGAGACGGUGCUGGAAUUUGCUCCGGCCAACCUAGGGUACCCACGGGGUUCUGUGCCACCAGCCUGCGACCAGGACAAGGGCCCCGAGUCUCGCUGGCGCCUGGAGUACGACGUCUACCAGACCUUCCUCGACGAGGGCGACCUGGGGGUGGACUCCCUUCUGAGCGCCCUGCGUUGCUUGUCCAGUGCCAGCGGCUGCGAGGCGUUCGGCUCCAAGCUGAGCGUGGUGGCGUGCGCCGUGCUGGGCGGCUACGCCGUGGUGCUGGCCUGCGCCGUGUUCGUGCGCUCCUCGCUGCCCUACCUGCUGCUCAACACGGUGCGGCGCGCGGCCCUCAAAGACUACACGCGGGUCUACAACGCGGCGCCCUUCCAGACCAACGACUACGUGCUGGCGAGCGUGUGGGCCUCCCUGGCCCUGGCCGGCACGCUGUUCCAGGCGCGCCGCGGCUGGGGCCUGCCGACCUUCCCGCCGUGCCCGUACGAGGAGUGGCUCUACAACGCGGAGCGGCGCUCCACCAACGUGCUGGACCCCAGCCACCACCGGCCCAGCGCCCGCGGCCGGGCCUGCCUGGCGCUGGCGUCCGCCUGCGCCGCGAUGCGCCGGCCCGGCAAGCGGCGGGAUGACGACGGUGAAGGUGGUGGUGGUGGUGGUGGUGGGCGCCGCUAG
Molecule: messenger RNA, 1320 nt
Organism: Petromyzon marinus (sea lamprey)
Lineage: Eukaryota; Metazoa; Chordata; Hyperoartia; Petromyzontiformes; Petromyzontidae
Source: RefSeq, a predicted model, not a curated record